UUUAUAUCAUCAAAAUUUUCUCCACAAUCGAUCAUACAUACAUUAAUUUCCAAAACACCAGUUGAUUCAACGAUAAAUCUGACAUACAACCUGAAUUUACGUCGCCAAGGGUUUCCAGUGAAGAUUGAUUGCAGUUUGGGGGUUUUCAUUGAUUCAUUCCAGAAAUGGAUGGAAACAAAGAUGAAGCGUUGACAUGUUUAAAAAUUGGAAAAGAUGCAUUACGUUUGAACGAUCGAGCUCGUGCAUUGAAAUUCAUCUCGAAAGCUAAACGUCUAGAUCCUUCUCUUUCCGUUGACGAUCUGUUGUCGACUCUAGAAGGUAAUCCGGCGAAUAAAUCGCCGGAAAGUGGAGAUAGUUCUGGUGUCCGGCGUAGGGUUCCGGCAACUGGAUCUUCAACAAGCUCUGGUUCAGGAACAUAUACAGAAGAACAGAUCACAAUCGUCACUGAGAUUAGACGGAAAAAGGAUUUUUACGAUAUUCUAGAUUUGGAGAAAACCUGUAGUGUUGAAGAUGUUAGAAAAGCUUACAGAAAACUGUCAUUGAAGGUUCAUCCUGAUAAGAACAACGCACCUGGAUCCGAUGAAGCUUUCAAGAAAGUUUCAAUGGCGUUCAAGUGUCUGAGUGUGGAUGUUGAUCGGAAAAGGUAUGAUUCUAUCAGAUCCGAUGAUGAUGAACCUGUUUAUCAUAAACAUACAACUGAGCAUGAUGUUCAUCAAGAGUUUGGUAAUGGAGUCUAUUAUGAUGGUCAUGGUGAGGAUGGUGAUGCCGAGACGAUCUUUCGGAACUUUUUCUAUGGAGAAACAAAUCAUCAGCCGACUACUACCACUCGGUGCACCGGAAACUGCAUGGGCACACGAACGGCGGACAACGGUCUGGGUGGGUUCGACCUGGACGUUGUGGUUCAGUUUUUGCUGGUGGUUUUGGCUGCGGUAGCAUGUUUAUUAGCUUUCGAGGCCAUGUUCAAGCAGUCUUAUGAUGAAGUUUGGUUUUUUGAUUGAUGGUCAAGAAGACGUUGUUUCCAUUAUGACAUGUUGAAGCAGAUUAAUAUAGUUGGGUUUCUUGAUUGAUAGUGCAGUUGCGGUUAUUUCCAUUGUGGCAUAUUGAAGCAGUUUAAUGUUGAUUGUGGGUCAACCUGGUUGCUGUUAUUUCCAUUGUGACUAUUGAAGCAGUUCAAUGUUGAUUGAUGGUCAACCCCGGUUGCCUUUAUUUCUAUUGUGAUAUGUUGAAGCAGUUUAAUGUACAUUGAUGGUCAACCUCGGUUGCCGUUAUUUCCAUUGUGACAUAUUGAAGCAGUUUGAUGUUGUUCGGUUUCU
This is a messenger RNA of Cynara cardunculus var. scolymus (artichoke), 1313 nucleotides long. Its product is annotated as chaperone protein dnaJ 49-like. Gene Ontology annotation, biological process: cellular response to misfolded protein. The transcript has 2 exons. The coding region runs from base 165 to 998 and encodes 277 amino acids. The record is from RefSeq and is a predicted model, not a curated record. NCBI's taxonomy places the organism in Eukaryota, Viridiplantae, Streptophyta, Magnoliopsida, Asterales, Asteraceae. Gene Ontology annotation, cellular component: endoplasmic reticulum membrane. Gene Ontology annotation, molecular function: Hsp70 protein binding.